GAAGAGAAGAUUCUCCUUUGAAGUCAACUGUCAGAAAUUAUCUCCGGAUACAUCAAAUACAAAUUUGAUUUUUCCUCAAAUUUUUUAUGAUCAUGGUACAUAGCACAACACCAUGAUGAAGCUCUUAAUCGGAAUAUUCUUGAUCGGAAUACUCUCCGCCGCCGAUGGCCGUUGCAGCCGUGGCUGCGACCUGGCGUAUGCCUCCUACUAUGUGUGGCAAGAGUCGAACCUGACUUUCAUUUCCGAUAUGCUGCAGACCCCAAUUCAAACAAUCCUCGACAACAACCGUCAAAUCGCUAACCGAGACAGCGUGCUCGCCGAUACGCGUAUAAACGUGCCCUUCACCUGCGACUGCCUCCGCGGCGGCGAGUUUCUCGGCCACGAUUUCACCUAUAGGACGUCUCCCGGCGAUACUUAUGGAUUGAUUGCGGGUACUUACUACUCGAAUUUGACGACUGUCGACUGGUUGCAGCAGAAUAACAUAUACCCGGCCUUCAAUAUUCCGGACACAGGUGUGGCAUUGAACGUGACGGUGAAUUGUAGCUGUGGGGAUAAGACUGUGUCGCCGGAUUAUGGGUUGUUUGUCACUUAUCCUUUGAGGAUAGGGGAAAGCUUGGAGUCGGUGGCGGCGGCGAAUAAUUUGAGUGCGGAUUUGGUGAGGAGGUACAAUCCGACGGCGAAUUCCAGUUCAGGCAGUGGAUUGGUGUUUAUCCCGGUUAGAGACCAAAACGGGAGUUUUCGGCCUCUAAACAACAGCAAAGGAUUGUCUGGUGGAGCCAUAGCCGGGAUAUCUGUUGCUGGGAUAGCUGGGGUGUUGUUAUUUGCAGGUUGUUUAUAUGUAGGAUUGCUAAGAAAAAAGAAGGAAGAGAAGAUUCAAUUGCUCUCAACAGUACAUGAAGAUCAGUUACAACAAGUUGGUCAUGCUCCUGGAGACAUCAAAACACUAGAUUCUGCUGGUACUCGGGAUGGAGCAUCUCCAGGUCUUACAGGCAUUACUGUCGACAAAUCUGUUGAGUUCUCAUAUGAGGAACUCGCAAGUGCUACUGAUGACUUCAGUAUUGCUAAUAAGAUUGGUGAAGGUGGAUUUGGUGCAGUCUACUAUGCCGAGCUCAGAGGUGAGAAAGCGGCAAUUAAGAAAAUGGAUAUGGAAGCCAGUAAAGAAUUUCUCGCUGAGCUGAAGGUUUUGACAAAUGUUCACCACCUCAACCUGGUGCGCUUGAUAGGAUAUUGUGUUGAGGGCUCUCUCUUCCUUGUAUACGAAUACAUUGAGAACGGAAACUUAAGUCAACACCUCCGAGGUUCAGGCAGGGAACCACUGCCGUGGUCAACUAGGGUGCAAAUUGCUCUUGAUUCAGCAAGAGGUCUUGAAUAUAUCCACGAGCACACUGUUCCUGUCUACAUCCACCGUGAUAUCAAACCAGCAAAUAUAUUGAUAGACAAGAAUUUCCAUGGGAAGGUUGCAGACUUUGGUUUAACAAAACUGACUGAGGUUGGAAGUAGUUCGCUGCCAACAGGCCGACUUGUGGGAACAUUUGGUUACAUGCCCCCUGAGUAUGCUCAAUACGGCGAUGUUUCUCCAAAAGUAGACGUGUAUGCUUUUGGUGUUGUUCUUUAUGAAUUGAUUUCAGCCAAGGAAGCCAUAGUUAAGGGAAAUAACUCCGCUGCAGACUCAAAGGGCCUUGUCGCUUUGUUUGAAGAGGUUCUCAGUAAGCCUGACCAAACUGAAGAACUGCGGAAACUGGUCGACCCUAGACUUGGAGAUAAAUACCCCCUUGACUCAGUCCAAAAGAUGGCAAUGCUUGCCAGAGUUUGUACUCAUGAAAAUCCUCAGCUUCGACCAACUAUGAGAUCGAUCGUUGUUGCAUUGAUGACUCUCUCGUCUACAACUGAAGAUUGGGACAUCGGCUCUUUCUACGGAAACCAUGGCCUCUUAAAUCUGAUGUCUGGGAGGUAGGGAGUAGCAAUGAGCACGUCACAUCAUUGGUCCGUAUCCCUGCUGCUUUGGCACGAGUCGAGCAAUUGGAAAAAGCAAUGCCGUAUGUGUGUAAUAUGUAUAUGUUUCUGUACAAUUCUUCUGUGUUGUUAGGUGAAGACGGAAAUAGUUACCGUAGAUAAGUAACAUUGAUAUUACUCGAGCAAAUAUUGUAUUUAAAUUGGUGAUUUAUUUUCAAUUGGAUUUUCUAUUCCGAAU
Sesamum indicum (sesame) is the source of this 2191-nucleotide messenger RNA. The record is from RefSeq and is a predicted model, not a curated record. NCBI's taxonomy places the organism in Eukaryota, Viridiplantae, Streptophyta, Magnoliopsida, Lamiales, Pedaliaceae.